GUUGUAAUAAAAGGGAAGUGUUGAAAGUGAGAUAAUGUUACAGUGUGGUGGUGGAUGACACAACUGAGAGCUACCAAUGGUUUUACCUUCUUCUUCUCUCUCCCUUUCCUUCUUCUUGCCCACUUCUACACUUCUUCCUAAUAACCUUAUCUUCAGAAACAACAACAGGGCUAUCUUUAACCCACACAAUUUCCCAUUAUCAAAGGAAAGACUACGUUUUUCAUGUUGUGCUCUAAAACCCACUUCGCAAAACAGGGUUUUUAGAAGGGAUUUGGUGUUGUUAGGCUUGACUUCGGUUUCUCUAAGAUGGCCACUUUCAGUGGCUCUUGCUGAAGAAGAGCCCACAAUGGCUUCGUUUUUAGAUGAAAUAAACGCCUAUUCUUAUCUGUACCCUGUUGAGUCGCCUUCCAACAAUAUUUCCCUCAAAUGGGUAGAAUCCCGAAAGCCAGAGCGAUAUUCAUCAGCUGCACCACUUUCUCCUGAUGCACGCCUGCGCAUUGUGUCCGAGCGUGUAGACUUUAUUGAUAAUGUCAUCAUUUCUGUCACGAUAGGUCCACCAAAUGCAAGCUAUAUAAAAUCAAAGGAUAAGAGUACAUGGACUGCAAAAGAUGUUGCUGAUUCAGUGUUAGCUGACAGAUCUUCACUGCGAGUUACGUCAACUCAGCGUUUAGAAGAGAGUUCGGUUCUCAAUACCCAUUCUAGUGAAAUUGAUGGUGAGAAGUACUGGUAUUAUGAAUACCUUGUUCGUAAAGCACCUUUGAGACUAACUGAUGAAUCAAACACUUACCGGCAUUAUCUUGCUUCAACAGCUGAAAGAGAUGGUUAUUUGUACUCUAUCAGUGCUUCAACCAUCAGCCCACGGUGGGAAAAGGUUUAA
Molecule: messenger RNA, 877 nt
Organism: Vigna umbellata (rice bean)
Lineage: Eukaryota; Viridiplantae; Streptophyta; Magnoliopsida; Fabales; Fabaceae
Source: RefSeq, a predicted model, not a curated record